Molecule: messenger RNA, 2238 nt
Organism: Marchantia polymorpha subsp. ruderalis
Lineage: Eukaryota; Viridiplantae; Streptophyta; Marchantiopsida; Marchantiales; Marchantiaceae
Source: the annotation of a GenBank genome assembly
CAGUAGGCAGAAGCAAUUUACUGGUUGAGAAAUUGAGCACGGGUGAAUUAGCAGGGAGUUCGUGGCAGGAUUGAUUUCGUAGCUCACAUUGCUCGAAGUUUCACUCGAAGUAGGCAGAAGCAAUUUACUGGUUGAGAAUUUGAUCACGGGGCGAUUUGAGACGGGCGUGGUUGACUGUCGGUUCGAGGCUAGACUGAUUGUGAAUGAUUGUGAAUGAUGGCGUGACGUCGGGCGACUGGAAGGUAACUGGAAUUGAGCUACUACAAAGCAACGCGAAUCCUGCUAUCACGUGGGCUGACUUCGGUCGUCGCUGACGUCUACGCACUGUGAGCGAUGUCGAUCUAGCGAGCGAGCUCAUUACUGAUCAUUACUGCUGGGAGUACAAGAGUCUGAGCGACUCGUAGGAGCACAGUUCUCAUAAACCUUAGAUCUGAAGGCGACCAUCCCGACCAAUCUCAGUACGGGACGUGCAGUCGUCUUAUUUUUUCUGUCUGAAGUCCAGCCCAGCGUCAUGGCUGCGGCGUCCGUGGUCGGCUCGAAAACGAGGGAGUUGAGCACCACCGAGAGAAAUUGGGUCUCUCUCCAGAAAACGGGGACAGGAAUCGUGGUCGCAGCUUUCUGGUUCGCUCGUCAGCUGUCGACGGCAAGCGUCCAGGCCGCCGUGAUCGAGCUGGUCAAUCAGCUGCCUUACCUGAAUUCUCAGGUCCGGACCGUGGACAAGGGCGGCGAGAAGAAGCUGUUCUUCCAGCUGAGGAAAGAUCUGCCCACGCUGGUGGAAGAGGUGAAUCCCUUCACGGAGGGAGAGGGGGAAGGAGUCGGAGGAGAGCAGGAUGAAGCCAGGGAAACGUGGUCGAGGAUCGUGGAUCUGGAAGCGAACAGGAGCUUCCCAAUUCAAAGCGAUGAUUUCUCUCGGGUUUUCCAGGUGGUGCUAUACAAAAACUUGCCGAAUAAUUCUGUGCUCGUGGUGCUGCGGUUUCAGGCCAGCGCGUUCGAUUGCCCGAGCUUGGAGCCCGUAGUGUCCAGGUUCUUCAAAACUCUACGACAGGUGGUGGAGAGAGAGGAGCAAAAAGAGAAAGUAGAGGAUUUGAUGAGAAAUAUGACCCUGAACGAUGAUACAGUCGGAAAUUUCACCUACCAUCCUUCGAUGGAGGAUAUGAUCCCCAAAGGCCUCGGGGACAAGAACAUUCUGAGCAAAGGUUUCGAAAUCAUGUCCAAUGGUUUAAAGGCACAGUCGUAUCGCUAUUUCGCAUUCGACUCAAAAACUGUGAAGAAAGAGCAGAAAACUCGCCAUAUCCGUGCUUCUCUUUCUCGUGAAUCUAGCGACCGUCUCAUUGAAGCGUGCAAAAGUAACUCGACAGAUCUGUACGGAGCAUUCAGCACCGCUUUUUCGAAAUCUCUGGCAGACCACAAGCGAAUGGGAAAGAAGGGGGAGCAAUAUUCCUUCGUUGUAUUGUUCGAUUGCAGAAGCCUGCUGAGCCCCCCGCAACCGCAAUCGCUCAUGGGAUUCUAUAAUUCGGCGAUGCUGGCCACGACACAAGUAUCCGAGAACUCGAAAGGAGUCACCCCGUUUUGGAAAUGUGCUGCUGAAGUGACUAAACACUUCCAAGCCGCUGUCAAAGAGAAAAAGCAUUUUAAGGACAUCAAACUCAUAAACAGUUUGAUGGUGACGGCAAUGAACUUUCCCAACCUCACUCCCGAGGGCUCACUCAGAACUGCGACGUACAGCAUAUUGCACGAUCCAGCGCCCAUGAACAUUCCCAAGGAGGAUUCUGAGUACUUGCAACUGAAGGACCAUGUUGUGUAUAUUUCCUGUCAUGGAGCAGGCCCUUGCGUUGCGAUUUAUGUUUUUCUGGAAGAUGGAGCCCUCAAGUUCACUUUCUGUUAUCCUUCCCCCAUGUUCAGUCGUCAGCACAUCCAGGCCGUCGUUGAUGGCGGCAUGCACCAUCUAACUAGCUCACUGUAGAAGACACAGACAUUUGUAACUGGAAUUUUUUCCAGAAUCUAGGAGUAGCACACUUGUGUAGAAAUCCCAUCGUCUUCACAAUCGAGAUGAGCAGUGUUAGUAACCGGGACAAGGUUUCGUUUGAUAAGGCUACGGUUCUCAUUUGAUGUUUUUUGGGACUAGAGUUAAAUAAGCAAGGAUUAUGUUGUCGAUGGAUGAGAUUAGUAUUGUACGACCUAUUCUUAUGAGCAGGCCUCUUCAAAUUAUUCAUUUGACUAGUUUAUCUAUUUUUCCCU